This is a messenger RNA of Tricharina praecox, 1479 nucleotides long. RefSeq lists its product as uncharacterized. The transcript is spliced from 6 exons. Lineage: Eukaryota; Fungi; Ascomycota; Pezizomycetes; Pezizales; Pyronemataceae. The record is from RefSeq and is a predicted model, not a curated record. The coding region runs from base 184 to 1326 and encodes 380 amino acids.
GAGGAAUCAUGGGCCGAUCAUGUUUAGUGAGAAUUUUGAUUAUAGUCACACUCUUCAGCGGUUUAUAUAGGAGCUGGCAUUUGCUGAUGGAAGAAGCACACACCUUCACCGCUCAUCCAGCAUUUCCAUUCGUUCCUAGGCCGGCCUACACUUUCUUUACAGCACUCGCACAUCCCAUCAACCAUGAAGUUUAACCUCCUUUGUUUUCUCCCCUUCGCAAUCCAGUUGGCGCAGGUCGUCGCGAUUCCUCAAGCGCAUAAUCACAAAGAAGAUUGUAAAGAGACUUCGGAAGUCUCACUACCAGAUGUCGUCACCGUUCCCACGAACGGCUCAACCAACUCAACCAACGGCCUGCCACCGGGGUUCAUCCUAGAAGAGCCUCUGGAUCUCUUGAAGCCAGCGAAGACACCUGGUGCCAAGCUGAUCAAAAUCCGCUACGGCCCUUACUCGAUCGCCGCGGGCAAGUCCAUUUCCACUAUGGCCAGCAACGUCAAGAAGCCCUGCACCAACUGCUACAUCACCGCUGCACAGGCAGGCCUCGAGUACGUGAACGGCACGAUAGCGAACGUAGACACAGGCGCAUGGCUGCACCACAUGGUGCUGUACACUCGCGGCGGCGUCAACGCCGACCUGGUGUGCCCGAGCAGCCUGCUUUACCGCACCCGCAGGAGAAUCUUUGCUACUGGAAACGAGCGCGUGGUCACUAGGAUCAAUCAUUACGGCGAUUACGGAAUCAAGGUCGAACCGACCGAUCAGUACGGCAUGAUCAUCGAGCUCAUGAAUGAGGGGACUGUCGAGAAGUCGGUGUACAUCACUAUGAUAUAUGAGUACGUCGAGUUGGCGAACGCGGAAAAGUAUGUCGGUAUCGACGUGGCGUGGCUCGAUGCUACGGGGUGCGGUGCUAGCUCAGUUCCCGCAAAGGAGGGCGUAUACGCGAUCAGCUCACCGGGCUGGAACUCCACCAUUGCCGGCAAGAUGAUCUUUGCCGCUGGGCACGUGCACGACGGUGGAGUGAACACCACCGUCUUCCUCAACGGUGAAGUAGUCUGCGUUUCCGAAAUGCUCUACGGACGCACGCCGGGCUUCGUCGCUCCCGGCAUGCAACAUGAUGGCCACCGCGCACCCGGCUUCCAACACAUCUCCGAUGCCGGCGCAUGCAAGAACUUCGGAGAGGUCAAGGUUGGCGAUAACUUGGUUGCUGUGUCCUACUACGACACGAAUAAAUACCCGUCCAUGCAACAUGACGGAGAGGCACAUCCUGUUAUGGGAAUCGCGCUCAUUGCCAUUGCGCCAUUACAAUUUGGGAAAACCGCCCGCAUGUAUUAAUGAUGGGGGUUGUUCGUGGUGAGAUAGUGUGUGCCUUACUCUGAGGAAUGGUAACCAAAAUACAAUAGCUGGGGGACAUUUUGACUGCGGGUGAUGAUUCGUGACUGGGGCUGUGUUUUCUUUUUCAUAUCAUCUUGUAUGUACCUAUUCUAC